Raphanus sativus (radish) is the source of this 699-nucleotide messenger RNA. RefSeq names its product protein RKD4. The coding region runs from base 1 to 699 and encodes 232 amino acids. Gene Ontology annotation, molecular function: DNA-binding transcription factor activity. Lineage: Eukaryota; Viridiplantae; Streptophyta; Magnoliopsida; Brassicales; Brassicaceae. The record is from RefSeq and is a predicted model, not a curated record. The transcript is spliced from 3 exons.
AUGGAUCCUAACUCUCUUCAACCACACGAUUCUAUGAAAAUCGAAAAUCAGUAUGAACCAGAUUCAUUAUUCGACGUUCUAGAAAAUUUGCCUCCGCUAGAUUCUCUGCUAGAUACCGAGUAUCUAAGGCCAGAUUCAGGGUUGCGUUUUGAGUAUCAGUACAAUAGCUUUGAAGAUUUCUUCGAAAACAUUGAAGUGAAUAACACAAUAUCAUCUGAUAUUCUCAUGUUGACUCAAGAACCCUACUUCUCGAGUGACUCCUCUUCACCAUUGGCUAUCCAAAACAACCACUGUCCCGGUACCAACGAGAGAGGUGAAAAGAAAACCCCAAAGAACAGGAACACUAGGAUAAAGAGACGACAGGACAAGUUGGAGUUGUCCGAGAUCAGAAAGUACUUUGAUAGACCAAUCAUGAAAGCGGCAAAAGAACUUAACGUUGGGCUUACGGUGUUGAAGAAGCGUUGCAGAGAACUGGAAAUUUACCGGUGGCCUCACCGGAAGCUCAAGAGUCUUAACUCUCUCAUUUAUAAUCUCAAGGGUGUUGGAAUGGAUGAAGAAGUCAAGAAUUUGGAAGAACAUAGGGUUCUUAUAGAGCAAGAACCUGAUGCUGAGCUAACUGAUGGAACAAAGAAGCUGAGACAAGCUUGUUUCAAAGCUAAGUACAAGAGAAAGAAAUCACUUGCCAAUGAUGGUUACUAA